This is a messenger RNA of Hyposmocoma kahamanoa, 2363 nucleotides long. RefSeq names its product NADPH-dependent diflavin oxidoreductase 1. The record is from RefSeq and is a predicted model, not a curated record. Gene Ontology annotation, cellular component: cytosol. The transcript has 8 exons. The coding region runs from base 1 to 1806 and encodes 601 amino acids. Gene Ontology annotation, molecular function: FMN binding; flavin adenine dinucleotide binding; NADPH-hemoprotein reductase activity. Lineage: Eukaryota; Metazoa; Arthropoda; Insecta; Lepidoptera; Cosmopterigidae.
AUGAGUGGUUUCGGUAGAAUUUUGGUGUUAUAUGGCAGUCAGACGUUCACGGCGCAAGAAAUUGCAGAAAGAAUAUGGCGUACGACGAAAGCAUUAGGUUUUCGGGGACCCGUUCAGGCCAUGGAUGAUUAUCCGAUUUCGAAACUGAUUCAUGAGGAAUUUGCUAUAUUUGUGUGCGCUACGACGGGGCAGGGGGAUGAGCCUGAUAAUAUGAAAAACUUCUGGAAGUUUCUUUUGAGAAAAAAUUUGCCCGCGACUUCUUUAGUGAAGCUAAAGUUUGGUGUAGUAGGGUUAGGUGAUUCUUCCUAUUCGAAAUUCAAUUUUGUGGGAAAGAGACUUCAUAAGAGGCUGAUGCAGCUGGGAGCUACACCAUUGAUUGAUGUUGGUCUUUGUGACUACCAACAUGAUCUUGGCCACGAUGCAGUCUUAAUACCAUGGACUAAAGAUUACUUCUCUAAAUUAACAUUAUACUACCCGGACAUUGGAAUAGAAAAUUCUAAAAAUAAGUUCAUUCCUCGAUGGAAAGUAACUCUGAUAACAGCAAACCCUAUGGAAGGAAACAGGCUUAUUGACGAUAUAUAUUUUGGAAAGGGGUUGCAUGAUGGCUUUGUAGAUCCAUUGCUAUUACAAGUAGAAAAAAAUGUUAGAACCACAAGUGAAGAUCAUUUUCAGGAUGUAAGGCUGAUAACAUUAAAAUCAAAUGUUUCUCCACUGCACUAUAAACCAGGAGAUGUGUACAACAUUCGCCCGCGUAAUAGUCAGGAAGACGUGAAUGACUUAUUCAGCAUUUUUGAAGAACAUCAUAUUGAUAUCAAACCAUAUUACAGGCUUUUGGUAGAACAGUGCCACGAAGACAUGCCAGUCCCACAAUUCCUAUCAACACCACUAACACUCCACGAAAUAGCUGAACAAUACUGGGACCUUAAGGCUUACCCAACACAAUACGUCUUCUCUCUUCUCGCAUUGAUCUCUGAUGACAAGUUAGAGAGGGACAAAUGUAUAGAGCUCAGUUCACCUGAAGGGCAAGAGGACUGGUUGAACUAUUGUAGGAGACCCAGACGGACCAUUCUUGAGGUUCUGCACGACUUCCACAAAACUGCAACAAAAUUAACCAUCGAAGUUCUCUUCGAGCUGUUCUCUUCAAUCAAGCCGCGCUCCUUCUCAAUAGCCAGCACCAACAGUGUACAACAGGGACGGUGUUUAGACUUACUUGUAGCUGUCGUUAAAUAUUACAGCAAGUUGAAAAAACCUAGAUUGGGAUUAUGCUCAAAUUGGCUAAAGAGCUUGCAGCCAGGAGAUCGAGUCUACGGAUGGAUCAAGAAGGGGACGUUGGUCUUUCCUGAGGACAGUGUCACACCGCACAUCCUCAUAGGUCCUGGUACAGGCCUUGCCCCAUUAAGAAGUCUUCUCCAGGAACGCGUACAACAAAACACAGCGACUAAACACAAUAUGCAUUUAUUCUUUGGAUGCCGAUAUAGAAACAAGGACUUCCACUGUAGAGAAGAAUUAGAGGAGUAUGAAAAAGAAGAAAAAUUAUCACUGUAUUGCGCUUUUUCGAGGGAUCAAGAGAAUAAAGUUUACGUCCAACACAAAAUAGCUGAAAACGCCUCAACUCUAUGGCAUUUGAUAGUAACAGAAAACGCCUACAUCUUUCUCUCUGGGAACGCAAAGAACAUGCCUGACAAUGUCCGUGACGCAUUUGUUGAAGAUGUUUUCUGUAAGAUUGGUGGACUUAGUAAAAUUGAUGGGAAGAGCAUGUUGCAGAGUUUGGAGAACUGUAAUCGAAUGCAGGUGGAAACUUGGUGACGGUGGAGACUUUUGUAUCAAAGGAAUAUUUUUAGGGUAGAUAGAAUGAUAGUUAAAAAUUAUUCGCUACACAUUACAGGGUACAAGUAGUGACUGAUGAGAAUGUAAUUUAUAUUAAGAAGAAUACUGAUUUUUCAUGUAAAAUAGUGAUGGACAUAACAUUAAUACGAGGAAUAAACAUAAACUAGCUGUUCUUAGGGGUCGUUUUCACAAAGUUAAAAAAUCAUUUAAGGGGCACUGCUAUAAUAAGAUUUCGGUUAAUAUUCAGAAUUUGCCGGAUAAUAUAAUUACACCACAGCUUCUGUAUGCUUUGAUGACAUUCUCUAGCCCUUUCAGUUGUUUCUACCAAAGAUAGUUUUAAGUAUUUUAGAUAACAUGAACUAUAGUCUGUCUUUUUUGGUAACGCUUAUUCAGCCCAUUAUUCGUCCGUUUGCUGGCCACAGGUUCAUUUGAAUUGUCAAUCUUUGUAAGUUCAUACAUACAUACACUGCAUUUAGAACUAAGUCUAUUAAAAUAUAAAGAGGAGACAUAUUUUAAAGUUUUUCAAUUUUUAAAGA